This is a messenger RNA of Manihot esculenta (cassava), 3833 nucleotides long. RefSeq names its product protein MIZU-KUSSEI 1. Gene Ontology annotation, biological process: hydrotropism. The transcript has 2 exons. The record is from RefSeq and is a predicted model, not a curated record. The coding region runs from base 2782 to 3588 and encodes 268 amino acids. Lineage: Eukaryota; Viridiplantae; Streptophyta; Magnoliopsida; Malpighiales; Euphorbiaceae.
CAGGAGGUUAUUCUGCCAUCAAACGCCUUAACAAGGGCACAACUCCUCUUCACUACACCUGUGGAGGACUUCAAGCGUAAGAGCUCCACAAGAUUACCCGACCAAUAAAAAUGUAUAAUGACUGGAAUAUCAUUUUCACCUCGUUAACAACUGAAUCACAAAAAAGGUCAUAUUUUUCAGAUUGAAAAAAAAAAAGAAAAAAGAAUCACGAAAAAGGCGUAGCACUUUCAUUCAUUUAUUUUUGGAGCAUGUUAAUGCAAUUUUAAAAACCAAUCAACCUAGCAGUUGGCACCUGGUGCAAGUGAAAGGAGAGGUACUUGAAAAGGAGGUACUUGAAAAAUAGUAAUAGAACAAGGAGAAAGAAAGCCAAACGAAGUCCUAGUUAAAUUAUUCAGCAUCUGACAGAGUAAGCAGUUCCCUCUUCAGUUAGUUUAAAACGCUCUCAUGUUCACAGGUAGAAGGGCACGCUCUUGUUCCUCAAACCAUGAGCAUUUGCAUUUGCGUUUGUUUGAUCUCAAGUAGCUGUAGCAAACACAGUUCUUUAAUUUUUAUACUUGUUCUGCACUCAAAUUGAUUCAUUCUUUGAUUGUUCUUAGUGGCGGAUCCUUGUUAGUUGUUUUCAACAGUUAGCUGAAACUGAGGUCAUGGAAUUGAUCUGAUGGAACAGUAUGAUUAUACAAUUGUUUAGUAUCAAGAGGUCUGCAAUAUAAUCCAGAUGUCAAUUCAAUCUCUAAUUUAUUUCGGAACUUCCUUCCAUUGCCUGAAAACCACAAGACUAGCACUUCGGUCACCGGAAUUAAGACCUUAUCCUGGCUUCGUAGCCAGAAUUCUCAUUGCUACCAAACUGUUGCCAAGCAAUGGCUACUAUGAAUAUCAUGCUAAGGUUUCUCAUCAUCGAAGCCAAGGUGUCAACAUGUUAGCCAUUUCCGUUUCAGUUGCUACUGUCACCAUUGAUUGUUCAUGAACUUCAAAGUUCAAGGAGUAAAUAAUGGUACUGUUAUAUUCUUCUUCACUUCACUUAAACGGUUUAAAAACGAAAUUGCUGCAGUGACUUCAACAAAUCUCCCGAAGGAAAUUAUGAAACAACCCAAGAUAUACCAAAUGAAAUAAAUGUUCAUCUCCAAAAAUUGGUAAGCAUCUUCAAAGACCAAAGAUUUGUUGCUUGCAAUAACCAGUAAUCCACAGGUGAACUCUGACCCAAAAAAAAAAUCACGGGUGAGCUUGUUCUCAUACUCAGGUCACUCACACGGGAAAUGGUAGACCAGGAACAUGAUGGAGAUGUUGGGUUAGCAGGCAACAGCAGCAGAGCCAGGCCCACCCUGAUUGAUUAGUAGCAGAGCUACAGUGGUUUGAUUAUUUAUUCUGCAAGCGAAUACUGUAGAUCAAGAAAGCAAUAUUCCAAUAUAAUGGCCCUGAAGGGUCACGGUCUGAUACUGAUGCAAUGGUCCUUCAGCUCAUGAAGAUUUUGAUUUGAGCACAUAUUAAAAACCUGCCUAGUUUUUCUCAUCUGUCUCACUGAUAAAUCUUUUUGCACAUAAUAUCUUGGUUGUUUAACUAUGUACUUAUCUUUAGUUGUUGGCUUUUGACUUCAUCUUUGGACAGCCAGACUGUACUUUCAAUUAAUUUGUUUAUUGUCCAAGGCUGUUUGAUCUGUUUUAAGUUCACACCAAGGAAACUCAUAAACCUGCCAUUGUAGAGUUCAUUAGUUAAUAGUUAGUUGAUCUGUGGCUUUGAAAAAUAUUUUAAAAGCUAUAACAUCUGGUUUUAUAUUUAGUUCCAUGUGGAUCCAUAAACUAAUCAGGCUUCCUGAAAAUUCCACAGGAAUUGAUUUUGUGAGACAUUCGGCGGCACAUGUGGAGCAUAUGCAAAGCCUGCAGUGAGACAAAAUUCUCAUAUUGUCUUCACAGUGGACCUUCGGAUCUACAAUGACACUGAAAGUCAACAUAUCUAAUGAUAAUAAUGGAAGGCAGUGGCCACCCAAUCUAGCUAAAUCUCUAUUAUAGGGGGAGGUUUAUCGGCUCAACGGCUAUGGCCAUCAUGACAAGAUCACUUAAUGCUUUUGGUGUAACUUCUAAUCAUCAUGUGAGAGCACUUGGUGGAUUCCCGUUGGGCCUCUUAUUAUAGUUGGCAUUUUAUCAAGUGAUCUCUCAGGAGUUCCAUUUGAUAUUUGUCUGAACAAACACAACUCUGAAUUGAGAUGCUUCUAGCAAACCAUAAAUUCACUACUUGUUUCCCAUUGGCUGCAGCCAUCAGAUUCAUCAUUCCCCAAAACCCACUAAGGUGGCUAAUGGUAUCGGUGUUUUUGGGGUGGUCCUGGUCGGUACGGUUGGUGUAGAUUACCUGCCCUUAACUGUUUCCAAUGCACGUCACAGCAAUCAGUCAAGUAAAGUCUCUCUCUCUCUCUCUCUCUCUCCUCAGUCAUCUCCUUGUUUCAAGCUUCAGACCCCCCCCCGCAUUGAUUGAGAAAUAACACAGCCAUUGUCCCCUCUCAACUCUCAAAUUCCACAGUUGCGCCAUCCCUGUUUCAAAAUCACCUCUAUUGUUUACUUCCAUCUUCUUCUUUUCUCCUUGUUUAUUGUCUUUACGCUCCAGAAUUCUUCGUUUCCUGUUCAGUUAGGUGGGGCUGUUCACCUUCCUUUUGUCAGAGAUUCUCUGGCUACCCCCCCACCUCUGCUGACAAAAAGCCUAUAGAAGCAAAAAAAAUAAAAUCACCCCCCGGUUAACCACCAUAUACAAGGAAACAAAACCAAAAUCUACUGUUUUUCAAGAACCCAUCCCCAGAUGAAGACAAUAAUGGCCAAGACCCCUCAUGACUCUUCUUUCUCUUUCUCCAGGAGAUAUUUCAACUGGAGAAAGAAAGUUGUUGAAGAUGAAGACGAUGAAGAAGAAAUAUUAACUUACAACUCCUCCUCACAUUUCUUCUAUGGGGAAGUGUUGAAAGAUGAUCAACUUAGAAUCACACUGCCUUCUGAAGGACUCCCCGUGCCUUCUGCAGUUCGACCACCCAGGAAAAAGCUUCCAAUUGUGGCUGUUUCUAAGUUUCUAUCAGCUGUUACUGUUUUCAGCAAGAGCCGGCGGCCAACCUAUCACUCCGGCUUGGGAACCAAAUUGAUAGGUACCCUUUUUGGGUAUCGUCGAGGUCAUGUCCAUUUUGCAUUUCAAGAGGAUGCCAAACUUAAUCCAGCUUUCUUGAUUGAGCUUGCAACACCAACUAGUGUAUUAGUCCGGGAAAUGGCUUCUGGGUUAGUUAGAAUUGCUCUGGAGUGCGAAAAGAAGCCGCAGAAAAAAGCAGGGAAAUUGCUGGAGGAGCCUCUAUGGAGAACUUAUUGCAAUGGCAAGAAAUGUGGAUAUGCAACGAGGCGUGAAUGUGGUCCUGAAGAGUGGAAGGUUUUGAAGGCCGUGGAGCCAAUAUCUAUGGGCGCUGGGGUGCUGCCAGGGAAUGGAGCAGGGUCCGAAGGGGAACUGAUGUACAUGAGAGCCAGGUUUGAGAGAGUUGUUGGGUCAAAAGACUCGGAAGCAUUUUACAUGAUGAAUCCUGAUGGGUUGUCUGGAGGUCCUGAGCUCAGUGUCUACUUGCUUAGAGUUUAGGCUUAUGGUCCGUGAAGUUCCAGUGGGCUAGAAUCUAAAAUCCAUCCAUUUCACCUUUGCGCUGUUUUGGUGCUUUUUGAUGUUUUUAAUUUUUUGUCUCUUCAGCUCUGAAGUUCUUAGCCAAGUUUCCAUAAUUUUACUCUUUUGCCCCUUUUCCAUGUGGGUUUUGCUGUAUUUUUCUGCAUUUUGGAAGGGGGCAAUGUGGGAUAUAUUUAUGUAUAGGACUUUAUUCUCUCUUUUUCCCA